This is a messenger RNA of Malaya genurostris, 8038 nucleotides long. RefSeq names its product protein charybde-like. Bases 847 to 1572 code for a protein of 241 amino acids. NCBI's taxonomy places the organism in Eukaryota, Metazoa, Arthropoda, Insecta, Diptera, Culicidae. The record is from RefSeq and is a predicted model, not a curated record. Gene Ontology annotation, cellular component: cytoplasm. The transcript is spliced from 4 exons. Gene Ontology annotation, biological process: regulation of TOR signaling; negative regulation of signal transduction; apoptotic process.
CGGCCGGGUUAGUUAGGUUCUUUCAAUUGAUCAAGUAACAUCGUACAUGGAAAGAGGCAAAAAGUGCCGAGAGAAAUCAGAGUUUUAUCUGAAAACUUGUUAGUCAACGCAAGAGCAAACUAUACAACACAGAAAAUAAAAAGAGAGCCAGAGAGUCGUUUUUCUGUCACAUCUGUAAUAGAGAAAAGUACACACAACGUUGAGUUAUUUUGUAAUUUUUAUCAUUAUUUAGUAGUAACUUAGUAGACUCUUAACAAAUUGUCACCAAAAGUUACAAAGUGUUUGUCUGUGAAAAAAGAAGCUAACAUCGAGAUUCUAGUGUGAUAUACUGAAUCAAAUUGAGCACCGUUGUACUGGAGAAAACUGAGUUUUCCACACGCAAGCAGCCAUUGAGAAGAAAAUCGAUGAAAAACGAAAUUGUGUAAGACACACUGCGGAAGUCGAAGUAAAAAAAACAAGCUAUGCUCUAGCAGAACUAGUACAGUUGAAAAAGUUGUCGUAAAUACUUAGGAUUUUCAAAUUUUACCCGACACUCAGGCGGAGGGUUGAGAAUCAAUUGAAGCAACGGCACCACCAUCAAAAUACAAAUAUAAAUGAUGAGCAGAUUAUUUGAAAAGAGCAAAAGAAAUAAUAUUUAAAAAUUACAAGUUAAUAGAAAAAAGUGAUAAUCAAGUGCUGUGAAUUACAAAUAAAUCUUUAUCUUAAGCAUAAGUUAGGCGAGAGAAAAGUCGACAAACGAGUCCUUUCACGAGAAAAAAAGUGGAAAAUAAGUCAAAAAGAGAAGUCAAACGAAGCAUAGUGAUCGCUUGUCAAGAGCACCAGUGAAUCAAAUAUCUACCUGUAUUUAUGAGUGCGAAUUUUGCUGCCAUCGACGAUUUGGUUGAAGAGUUUCUGAAAAUGGAACUCAUUUCCGUUCCUCCGUAUCCAGGCCAAUUGGGUUAUCUAGGAUCAAACAAAGUCAACGAUUUUCGAACACCGUUGAUGCCGAUUGCGGCUAAUAGUAAUAAAAUCUCCAAUCAACGUCAUCAGUCACAGCAUCAACAACAGCAAGCAGGCAGUCAGCGCAAUCAUCAUCACCAUCACCACCAUCAUCAUCACUACCAGUCGUCGCAGGAGAAUCAUCAACAGCUGGAACCGGCGACGAUAGCCCUUACAGCGUCGCCUCACGAAGAUGCCCUGCAAGCACUGGCCGCCCGGCUUGAAACGGAACUGCGAACGGCCAAACGGCGGCAUUUAGCUUGUACCGAAGUAUUACUCCCGGCUGACCUGCUACACCGGAUAGCAUCUCAGAUGUUUGAACUGUCUGAAAAAGAACCGUGUGGCAUUCGUGGCUGUACUGUUUACAUCGAGUUCGAGGACGAACCGGAUAAUAGCAGACGGAUCGCCGCUAUGAAAACCGAUCCCACGACAGUAUCCACCUUUGAGCUCUACCUCACGCUUCGACAAGAUAGGAGCGGAUGGACUUCAAUACUGCCACAGUUUCUCAAAAACCUGGCCCGUGGCAGCACAAUCAUGAUCAAUCCGGAGUUCGCGUUGGUCAAGAACAAACUUUAUCACGCGUACUCCGAUUAAACUUCGAUUGUUACUUUCUCCAUCGCCAACCCAACACGCGCUACUUGGAACGGAGGCGGAAUUAACAAAAUAAAGGUAGGAAAGAAUUUUCCAACUCUUUUCAACAAAGAACAAAUUUUCUACCUGUGAGAUAAUCGAGAAGAGCACAAGCUCUCCGUCCGCUGCAAGCGGCUCCGGAGAUCUUUGGCCCAAGGCUGCGAUGCGCUGCGCGAUAACAACAUACAACAUUUAUUUUUAAGUAUUUUACGAAUAUUCGAAACUACCAGGUCUGUCGUGCAGAGGUAAAGUGUAGCAACCAACAAACAAACCAAGUGAAGUUUAUGUUUCUAGAACGCUAGCGAAAACAAAAACAGAUUUAGCAAGCAAACAAAAAUCUUGCUCAUCGUUUUUUAAAAUUUUUUUUUGUGUAGAAAGAAUAUUAUAAACACAAAGAUAAAAAAUAACAGUUCGUCGCCAUUGCGAAAGUUUCGAGUUUAAAACACAAAUAGCAAGACAAAUAUUGUGAAUAGUUGGAAUGCAACACAUCGAUUACAGAUAACCAGUUUCGUUGUCAGUGUUGAGUAAGAAAAAAGCCUUGGAAAAUAUUCCAACAAAAUCAAUAUAAAAAAUCAAGAAAACCCGAAAUAAUACUGUAGUGCUCAUCGUUUAGCUACUGCUAGAGGGUCUGCUUAUAUUUUCCAACUGAAAUUUUGUGAUUAUUUCCUAGUGAUUUUAAACCAAGCUUUCCUGAUACCCGGUACGGAUGAGAAUUUGAUGUGUUAUAUUUUCCUCACGUGUCGAAAGAAAAAUAAUGAGCAACCUUUAAGAUAAGGAGCGGAAUUGUGAUCAAAAGUUUAACAUCGUCACCGCUCAAUAUUUUCAUUUAUUCGUUCUCGAUAUUUGCAUGUAAGGUGUUCAAAUUGACUAUUAUAUGGCCAACAGCGGUUUUUCCAAUUUCCGUUUUGAAUAUGUUUGAAUUUUUUUGACAGCUCGGAAUGUGAAAUGUUCCUAGGAAGAUAAAUUCAAAAUUUGCAAAACAUCAAAAUCAAAAAGCAAAGUGCUGAAACGAGGGAAAUGGGAAAGCAAAGUGAAAGAAACAGAAGAAAACGAAAUCGAUAAAGCAUUUGUGAGUAAUCUUUUUAUUAAAGAUGUUUAUGGAUAAGACAAAAGUUAUAUUUUUGGAGAAGGAAUUUAUUUCGCGUCAUUGUCUCUGUGUAUAAAUUAUUGAUUAAUAAUUAGCUGUUAGCAAACAGUUUUAAUUUGUGAUAAUCGCGCUAAUUAAGGAUUCAGUUCUGUUCUCUUCAUUGCGAAUCAGACAAAAUACGGACCAUUUUGAUCUCAGUUUAAGUAAUCGAGUAAUAGUAAUAAUAAAAUAUUCAGGAAAAAAAAAUUAAAUAGAAACAUCCAGCUUGUCGUUUUUCUUAAUUUGCUUCAAUAUAAUAACACAAUAACUUUUACACUACUUAGGAAAUUCUGGGCGAAACAACACCAAAACACAAAUGUUUAUCAUCAAAUUAAAUGCUGUGGAGCAAAACACAUAUAUCAAUUACCAGAAACCCUCCUUUCCUAUGGCAGAAAACUCUGAUAAAAAAACACACAAGCAGUAUAAUAAUCGCAAAUAAUAAAUGGUUUUUGAUCAUUACACAACCGUCACUGAUUUUUUAUUAUUAUUAUUAUUAUUAUCAUCAUCAUCAUCAUUAUUAUUAUUACUAUUAAACAUUCAUUGUUUGUUACAUCAAUUAUAUACAUAUACAUAAAUAUAUACAACGGUAUGUGUCUGUAGUGGUUAUCAACAAAUUAUUAAUCGAUAACGUAUAGAACCGCGAAAUUUAUACUAACGCAAAAGUUUGAAUCAUGUAAGAAAUACCUUAAACCAUUUAUUUGCUUUGAUUCGGUUGUCAAGCAUUUUUACUUUUCUGUCGCUCGAACAAACAUACACAGAAAUUGUAUAAAUUUAAAUAGUAACAGAAUCGAAAGCGACAACUUCCACUUAUAACUGAGCUCACCAACUCUCGCGUUCGAUCUCGAUUUCACCGUGGAUAGGCGUGGAAAAAUUAGUCUCUCAGUAAGGGCGAAAAACUUCCUUCUCGGUACAUAAAAGGUUGAUCGUAUUCGUCGACCAAUGCACAUGGGAAGUGUAUGCAAAAUAUCCCGAAUCUAAGUAACUUGAUCAGUUGAAGAAUUAACCACCCUUGAAGGCCUGUUAGCUCUUUGCUGAAGGCCUGUUAGCUGUGUGCGGGAAGUUUUUUUCUUACGUCAUCGGCCGCCGGCUAUAACUCGGUACUGAGUGAUGAAAGGGGGUGAGUCAGGUUUCGAUCGGAACCAUUAUGAUUUUCUCGAAUGUCGCCUUCGAUUCCAAGAGCUGUCCCACCAUUGUGAUUUUUAUAUAUAAGUUUGUAGAGCGAGUUUUGAAUAACAAAAAACGAUUUGAAAUGCUACAUAGUCUUUUAAUCGUUUUGUCUAGAGCUAAUCGGAAAUAUAACCGUAAAAUCGAAACAAUAAUAUGAUAAAGAAAAGAAAGUAAUCUGAAUCGUGAUUAGCGUAAGAAAACACAUAUUUGAAAAAGUAAAGAAAAAAACAAACGAAAAAAUUGCAAACAAAAUCAUAAAUGAAAAUAAAUAGUAAUAUUACGGAAAAAAUGGAAAAGUGAAAUGUUUGAUACAAAAAAAUAUUGUGUGUGUGUGUGUUUUUCUAUAUUUAUAUAAUAUAUUAUAUACAUAUAUAUCGUAAAAAGCAUAACAAAUUUAAAAUAUUAGGAUUUUGAAAUUUAAUGAUCUAUAAUAGCAGAGUAACAAAUUUUAAACAUCCAGCCCUCAAAAUCCAAGUCGGAACAUUCACACUUUGCUUUCUGUACUCAAUAAUCAUACCGUACUAAAGAAGUAGUUUCAAACCUUGAAGCGAACCAAACGCAAUUAAUUCUAUAAUUUCGUCCCCAUAUUUAUUAUCCUAUCCCCAAAUUCAAAAAAUCCAGAAAAGAAUAAAAACAUACAAAAAAAAUAUAAGUUCGGUAAUUGGACAACGAAAUUUUUACCUUUUGACUAGCGAAAAGGAUUUUCGGUGUUUUCAUUCGCUCGCCACAUAUAGGGUUCAAUCUGUGCAUGCAUAAGGUCACACACCGGUUCUUCAUUCACAAUGGAUGACCUUCGAAGUAGACACAUUGUGGUGAUGAUGAACAAUUGAAUGAAAACUCGAAUUAUUAAAAAUCUCGUGUUAAAAAACUUCUCAAAAAUGUGAUAAGAUCUUAGUUGAACAAAUAAGAAAAAAUGAAAAUAUGAUCAAACAUUUGAAGCGAAAUCCAUAUCCCAGAAUUUGUGGCAGCAAAACGCAAAGUAGAAGGAACUAAAACAAAAAAUAAUAAUAAUAACUAAACUCAAACAUUAACACGAAACGUAAAAUACUGUAUGCAUGUAUUAGUAGUUUUUCGUAUACUUAUCAAAAUGAAGCAAACAAAACUAGGAGAAAAAUCAUAACAAUAUCAUAAACAUAAAGAAAGAAAAAAAUCAUAAAACACACCUUUUCAUUUCAUUUUGACAAUUUUUAGGAGUGGGCCAUCUCCCUAUUUUUGAGCGGCUAACGAUGCCCCAGGGAGAGGACCUCUCCAGCGAAAACAAACUGUUUUUAAUUUCCCUUGUAUUAGUAGUACUAGCGGAAGAGACAAGCACAACGUGAUCAAGUAAUGUUAAAAAAUAAAAGAGGGCUAAAACCUUGCAAAAAAUACCAGCUGAAUGUGUAUAUGUGUACCGAUACAUAUAUUCAAAUAAAAAAAAAACAAAACUUUGUAGACUGUUAAGGAUUCAAUCUCGUUCAUAUCGACGAUAGACAAACCCUUUUGGAUAGAGUUUCUCGUGCAAACCGUGAGGGGUUUCCGAACUCCCACGUUGCGCUCUCGCGUGCGUAUUCUUCUAGUUUCUGAAAUUGGUUUGUUUUACUCAACUGCUCCUUCGUGCGAGGAUGAAGAGGAAAACCGAUCGUGUACAAAUUAAAUGGAUAAUAAUUGUUAAUUUUUAUUAGCUAGGAUUAGUAAGAUUUACUAAGUGUAACGCGAGCGAGCGUAGGCAUUUUUUUAUAACCCUCUACGAAAAAGCAGUGCUAAUGAGCAUCGAACGGUUCGAUUUAUAUAGACUAUCUAUUACUUACAAACAUACAUACAUACACACUCAGCCCUGUAAACUUUUGUUCUGAUUGUAACGGUGGUGUUACACUCUGUUAAUUUGAUUUCGACCACGAAAGUGAGUGCGAUUUUCAACAUUCAAUUUCGACGUGUGCAAGUGUGAUCCAAAUGAAAGUUCGUUUGUGUCCCAUUUUUAAAUCCUCUUUUUGUGCCCAACAAAUUCAGAACAAAAACACAAAGUCUUAGUCAUUUGUUUUUAUUUUACUUUGUUAUUUAGUCAUGCUCCGUUUUUUUUUUUGUUUUUUAAUUAUAAAUGAUUAAACUUAAGUCGAUUCGUAUAGAAGAAUUUUCACUUUUAAGACGCAGAAAAUUCUAAUCGUGAUAUAUGUGAUUAAUGAACGAGCGCGACCACGAGCACGAACAAAGUAGACAAUACCACAGGCGAGAGCGAGCGGAAGAGAAACCCCUCAUCGAGAACAAGUUGCCGAGAAGUUGUCGAGAAGCUCGCGCACUGCACUAUUUUUUCUCUUCUUUCAACGUCAGACUUUUUAUCGUUUGACACAUAAUCAGUAUUGCAGAUCGCUAUUGGUUUGUUCUUUGCUUUUUCCGCAAAAGUGUAACGAUUUAGUUGUACCAAAUCGAAUCAUUCUUCCUCCAUUUAAGAGGGGACUUAGAAAUCUCCCAAGUUUUCAGUUUUUUCGACCUUUCAUUGCAACGGCCGAAAUGCUCGGAAGCAAACAAACAAAUUCGAGCCAAAUGUUCAUUCCAAGUUUUACUGCUAAUGAAACUUUACUGAAUUUGGUUGAUUCAUUCCUCGUAUCAUUGCGACGGUGAAGUGCAAAGUAAAUCGAAAAAUACGAAGGGUUUUGGCCGUUUCUGAUUCCACACGCAAAACUACUUAAAGCCAAAUUAACGAGAAAGUAGCUACUCAACCUAUCCGAUGGGCGGUUUAGCAUUUCCCCUUCUGGUUGCGAUUUUCAAGCGAUGUGCGAAGGAAACCCACAAUAAACGAAAACGAAAAGCGAGUUUUGUUUUUAGGUUAGGUUUUUGAAUUAACUAGGUAACUACGUUUAAUGAAUUAAUAAACGAAAAGAGCAGAUGAAAAGAUUUUGUUUGUUUUUUUUAUUGAGCAGAAAAAAGGAAAAUUGCGUUGGAGAAGAGAACAUUUGUAACGGCAAGAAAAAUACAAAACAAAAUAUUAAGUGAUAGUAUCUAAAAGUGAUAAUAAUUAAGAAAGAAAAGUAAGAAUAACAAUUAUAAUCAAGCAAGAAAAAUACAAAUAAUAUUAAUUGUAAUGAAACACAUUAAUUAUGAUAUCAUUUGUAACAACAGAAAAAAUGAGAUAAAAUGUGUAGGGCGAAUCAAUGGAAAACAGUAAAAUAAUAGAAAUCCACCGUUUUAAAUAAUAUUUUCUCUUUCUGUGGUCAUAAUGGAAGCAAACGUAAAUGUAUUAUGACGAAAAAGAAACAUGAAAAAACAAUAAAUAAAAAUUCUCUAAAGUGAAAAAUCAAAUGUACAUCUUUUAUUUGUCUCCCAUUUUCUACUCUCUCUAUCUACACUCUCAAUUGCAUUGUCUUCUUUAUUUUGUUUUCGCUAUUGUUCGCUUUGACAGUGUAUCCCUGUUCGUAUAAGAAAACUACUCAUCCUACUGCGUCUCGAAACAAUCUAGUCAAUCCGAAAAUCAAUUGUGAAAAUAUCUAAUCAGAGAGUGCUUUAAGUGAAAUCUAAAGCUACCGUCGAGAGUAGAGAAUACAAAACCUCUCAUUACACGACACAGAAAGAGAUAAUAUUUCAACCAAUUCGUACAAAAAAAUUAGUCUUCAUCUUCGAUAUCAGUUUGGUGAAGCGAAUCAGACAAAAACCAAUCGUUCACUAUUGUUCAUUCGUCGCUCAUUCGGCUCGACGUGACGCUUGCGUUCGGCGGGAACUGGUUUAAACAUAUUUAAGUGGAAAAGAUAAUGGGGCAAGCACUAGCUCAUAAGUUUGAAAGGUCAAACAAAAAAAAAAACUACUACUACUACUACUACAUAAUAUUCACUACUUACAGUGAAGAAAAUAAAUAGAAAACUUCAGCUACUCAAGCGCCAUGUGAAAUCUAAAUGUCGAUAUCGAAGCAAACUUCGAACCCAUGAAAUGAUGAUACAAAUUUGUAGCUCGUAAGAUUCGAUCAAUCGAUUGCUUUAAGUGAAGGGCAAACCUGAUGAUUACAAAUUAUUAUUGUGUUAAAUUCUUAGUUUACUUAAACCUACAGGUAUCCUUGUAAGUCAUAAAUGAUGUUUGUGAGCCUAUUUUUUGAAGCAUAAUACACACAAAAAAGACAAAUUCUAUGAAUAAUAGAAGCAAAAAAAUCAGAAAAUAAACUUUUUAUACAAAUAA